This is a messenger RNA of Polychytrium aggregatum, 1226 nucleotides long. Its product is annotated as chalcone-flavanone isomerase-domain-containing protein. Bases 90 to 995 code for a protein of 301 amino acids. Gene Ontology annotation, molecular function: intramolecular lyase activity. The transcript is spliced from 5 exons. The record is from RefSeq and is a predicted model, not a curated record. Lineage: Eukaryota; Fungi; Chytridiomycota; Chytridiomycetes; Polychytriales.
AUUGUACAUUACGCUCGUAUCGGCUAUUUCAUCGGCUCUCGUAUCGGAUUAUCAUCCUCCAUCCCCAUCUCCACCGAUUGGCCCUAAACAUGGUCCUGCUGCAGCGCAUCCGUCCGUGCCAGUCGAUCCAGCCCGGCCGACUCAUCUUCUGGGCUGCCUCUCGCAAGCUCAACCCACGCAUGAUCGCAGAGCCCGGCCUGCGUAUCGCCGCGCUGCAUUCUUCGCCGCUGCAGCUGCUCGCCCGUCCCAGAAGCAGAAGCAGCCUCUGGGCCUAUGGAACUGGCCUCCUGCUGGUUCUUUCGGCUGCCCUGGCUGGCGGUUCGGUUCUCAACAGCGAGCAGGCCCACCCCAUUCCGCUCCGCGAGGACCCCGUCACCCACGCAAGGAUCCCCGAGAGCUUGCGGCUCCCGAGCCGCGAUCCGCAGCAAUCGUUCCGGCUGCUGGGCCUGGGAAGCCGGCACGUCACCUUCCUGCAGAUCCCGGUAUAUGUCAUUGGAGUCUAUAUCGACAGCGUGACCGAGCAUGCCAUCUCGACAUGGAAGGCAUUCGACGCUGAGGCCUUCCUGAAGCACAACGUGGCCCUGGACCACCUCGUCAAGGGCAAGGGCCAGAUAGCAAUCCGCAUAGAACCCACUCGUGCAACAAACGGCCCGCAUCUCCGCAACGGUGUUGAGCGAUUCCUGAAGCUCCAGCUUGCACAAGACCAAGCCUCGCUCACAGAGACUGAACUCCAGGAAAUCAAGGCUGCCAUGACCGAGCUGCGCGCCAACUUCCCGCCCGGCGUCGUCAAGGCGGGCCAGUCGUUCGUUUUCCGCAAGACGACCGAGAACACCCUGGAGAUGGAGUUUGAGGGCGAGCUGAUGGUGGUGAUGAAGAGCAAGUGGGUCGCCGAGACCUUCAUUGCAGCGUACUUGCGCGCCGACCCGCCGAUCAGCGAAAAGACACGAGUCAGCGUCGCCGAUGGCCUGCAAAAGGCGCAAAGUGGUGCGUUGUAAACCACCAAGGAUGGAAGCCCAGGUGACAGCCCAGAUGGAAGCCCAGAUGAAAGCCCAGGACAUCAAUGAAGCUCCAUUCUCUGACCGAUGAACAUCGCUGCAAAUAACAGCCACGGUUCCGUGUUAUGGGGGGAGGAGAGCGUUUGUAUUUUCUUACUCUUUUCGUUGGGGGUACCCUGUAUCAACAGCAUGGGACAAAAACAAAGCAGGUUCGAGAAAGCCAGCAAUGCA